CCGAGGUCGCGAACGUCGACCGAGCGAGUCUCUCUCUCUCUCUCUCUCUCUCUCUCUCUCUCUCUCUCUUAUAUACGCGUUCUCUUUUCACUCGGCGCUCAGGUCUCAGCUCCAGUAUUUCAGUGUAUGCACAUCGGCCGGCCGGCGUGCAUAUAGUCUCUGUUAAUAGUGUUGUGUUUUUGGAGCAAAUGAUUUUCGCGUAGAAUAUUACUUUUCUAUUGUGCUAUUUUUAUCAACAUAUAUACGAAGCGUGCUGCUUGUGUGUGUCAAAUUUAACGAUCAGACGACGUCGUGCUCGUGCCUUGAGCAGCGCCGGGCCCCAGGGCCCGGUCGCUCUUAUUUCCGCCCAGAUCGACCCCGGCAAGCACGCAGCGAUGAAGCUCGCAGGCUCGUCUCAAAGAAGAACCGACCGCGAUCUCUGUACCGAGCGUUAACUAUCGACAACAGUUUGCUUUACUAAUAGUCAUCGCGAGUCAUUGUAUAGGAAUCACUACCUCUAUCGACGGAGAUAUAUCUUUGAAAAGAAUAGGAACGAGAUAGGAUACUAGAAAAGAAAAAAGGAGGAAGAGAGAAAGAGAGAGAGAGAGAGAGAGAGAGAGAGAGAAAGUGAAAGAGAAAGCGAGAAAGAGAGAGGAAAGAGAAAGAUUAUACAAAACGUCAUCAUAUCAAAGGGUCAAAUCGUGUCGAAAUUGCGAGACAGCAAAUUUAAAAUCCUGAGUAGAGUAAUUUGAGAAUAUCUGAAAAAACACGAGGAAUUAUAGAUUUGGUUGUGAUGUAUGGAAUUGGUAUAAAGUAUAUAGUAAAAAUAGGCGCGAUAAGCAGCCACGAGCCCGACGAAAAUUAGGGAUACGAGAAUGCACAUUGAAGGGGACGCGAUGAUGUGAGAAGGAAACGCAGGAAAAGGAAAAGUGGAUUCCAAGACGAAGACAUUUAGAUAGGAAAAGUGCACAGAAACGGAUACGCGAAACUGGCGACCCACGCUCGUGACAGUGGCUCUCGUGGGUCUCGGACCCGCUGCAGAGCCAAUGGUGGGUCACUUUCCAGUCGCGGUAGCGCUACGGGGAUGCAGUGUGGCCUGUGUGCUGUUGUCGCCGGCCUGUUUCGCCGGGCCAUGUGCAUCGCAGGUAGCCGUCGCGGCUCUGGGGAGUCUUGUUAUCAGGAGCUGGCCAUGGAUGUGCAAGAGAGACGUCAUUCACAGAUGGAGCAUGCGGAGACCGAACUCAUGAAAGCGAGCGAGAUCGCGGAGAGAGUGAAAAAUGUCAUUCAGAUGGAAGAGAGGCGUACUACUGAGAUAGCGAUGGAUAAAGAGGAGAUGUUCGUGCGUAUCUUUGACAGCAACUUAUAUCGUGAUUCUGGCACAUCGGUCACAUUAUCCAAAGACCAUGAUGAAUCUGCAAGGGAAGUAGCAUUCAGGCGUUUAUCUGACACGGAUCGAAUUCUGCUGGAAAACUUGGACAUCGAUCGAUGCAGAUCUAGACAAACUGGUCGAUUUUUAACGAUACACAAGAGACGGCGUAAGAAACUUAUCACUAGAUCCUUGAGUCAAGAGCCUGGCAUUCUAGACGAUAUUUUCCACGGGCUAGUGCAGUGUGUUUUACAAAGGGCUGGGAAUUGGAGAUUUAAUGCUUUCACGCUAGAAACAGUAACAGGCGGUCGUUCGCUACCGGUAUUAUGUGUCCAUCUUUUUCAUUGGUAUGGGCUUCUACAAUAUUUCACCUUGGAUGUUGUAACAGUAUGGAAGUUAUUCGCUUUUAUCGAGGAGGGUUAUCACAGUACAAAUCCUUACCAUAACAGUGUACAUGCCACAGACGUCACUCAGGCAAUGCAUUGCUUUCUUCAAGAAGAAAAGAUUAAACCACACCUAACCAGUUUAGAAAUUAUGGCUUCCUUGAUAGCGGCUGUAACACAUGAUUUAGAUCAUCCUGGUGUCAAUCAGCCAUUUUUGGUUGCGACAAGUAAUCAUUUGGCUGCACUUUAUCAGAAUACUUCUGUUCUCGAAAAUCAUCACUGGAGAUCAGCCAUAGGAUGUCUUCUAGACAGCGGAGUCUCAGCAGAAUUACCGGCCGACGUGAGAUCGGAACUUCAACGACAUAUCAGUUCAUUGAUUUUAGCAACAGAUAUUACGAGACAGCAAGAGUUUCUUACACGUUUUAGGGAUUAUUUAAACAACAAUUCACUUGACAUGAAACGCGCGGAAGAUCGUCAUUUUAUUUUGCAAAUUGCUUUAAAGUGCGCCGAUAUUUCCAAUCCUUGUAGACCGUGGGAUAUAUCAAGAAAAUGGUCUUAUAAAGUUUGCGAGGAAUUUUUCAGACAGGGAGAUUAUGAACGUCGCCUAAAUCUUCCGGUAACACCAUUGUGCGACCGACAUACCACUAGUAUCCCAAAGAUCCAAACUGGUUUCUUUAAGCACGUCGUUACUCCUCUUUAUGUGGAAUGGCACCGUUUUCUUGGCGAUGGCCUAAGCGUAUCAUUAAUGGAAUACUUGAAAACGAAUCAGAAAAAAUGGGAAGCAUUAAUCAAUCAAGAGAUUGAACAAACAGAAACCGAAAUCUCCGAGCUGGACGAACCUGAAGGUGCUAUUAGUUCAGGCGAGGAAACAGCUGCCAAUGAUGAUUCAGGCAGUAUUGAUUUAUUAAUACCAGCCGCUUACGCACAAACAGCACGAAUGCCGACGCUGCCAGGACGAGUUGGACUCGAUCGUGUUGGUAGGCGUCAUUCUGUACCUCUAAGCAUAUCGAAACCGUUGAGUGUACCUUUACGUCAGACACCGAGGAGAGAGAGUCUGCCGAGUGAGCAAAUCAAAGCAAAAAAUUCUUUGCAGAAACUAGAAAAUCAAAGUCUAUUGGAGCCUAGUUCGUUAUCCCUGUUGUCCUCCAAAAGCAGCAUAGCUGAAUCAUCGAAUGUUAGCGCUGAGAGACCAGUUAGCGCGGAGGAUCUCUUACCAGAGACGAGUAUAGCCAGUAUUACCAGUAGUACCGAGGCAUCAAAAUUAAAUACAGUUUUACAAUCGGAUGAUCAACUUAAUGCACAAAUCAAGCAACUCACACGACAACAAACCUUCCCUCCGUUACAAUCGUACACACGAACAAGAUAUAUGUCUACAACCGCGGAGAUGUCACAGUGUUACACUCAGAUCUUAAUAGAAGCCGACAGUUCUUCCAGUUGUUCAACUCCCACGAAGAACAAAUCGUGUUCAAGCGGCCGAUGUUGUUCGCCACUAUCUUUAUAUGACCCUGAUACAUGUUACCAAGAGAAAUCUGAUACUUUGAAAGUCUCCCAAAAAUUACUAAUGGUAGAUACCAAAAGACGAGGCUCGACAUUGUCGAAUACGAUUAAACAGAAGCAUGUUCUCAGCUCGGAGCGCCGUCAUUCUAUGCAAACUGUUCGCACCGAUGAUUCUUUUUCUAAACAUCGGCGCAAAAGAUCCUCUUCUGCUCAAGAUUCCGAUCCCACACAGGUGUUCUAUGUUACGUUAACGGGCUCUCAUGGAGACAAGAACAAUGUUUCUGAUAUGUCUACUGUGAAAUCUAAAUUGAAUUUGGAUUGCAAUGUCAAACGUAACCGUCAUAGUGCGAAAUCGACAGUUCAAGAACUGCGGACUACGUUAUCAUCUAAAAAAUUAGAUCAAUGUACUUCAUCGACUAAGAGUUCAUAUUUUGACCAAGAACCGCGAAGAUACUCAACUCCUAUCACAGAGUAUAGAACAAUGAUUGAUCACGCAGGUAGACGAUAUACCACGAUACCAGUGUCUUCUGAGUUUAGCACUCAUAAAGUGUUCUUUAUCGGUAGUCCUCCUGAUUCACCGCCUCGUAAUCACAGUGUGUCCUCGUCGAGUGAUAGUAGUGGUGAGCCAAAAAAAAAUAUGGAUGAUUCGAGUAACGAAGCUGUUAUUGUUGGCAGUAAAAGAGAAUUGGAUUGCACGAAAGAAAAGAAUUCAAAAAUUAUGAAGUUGAGUUCUGACGCUCAGAUGAAGGAAAAUGUUGAUCCCCGUACAAAUGACGAUUUCGCUAAAACAUUAGCGAUGUCUCGUAGGGGAAGUCAGGGAUGGGCAAGAAGGCGAGGAUCAGCUCCAGUUGGUCUUCUAUCAAAACUUGAUGAUUCUAAUCCAAUUACCAUACCCACCAGAAUUGAUCAUAGUUGUAGACGUGGAUCUGUACCGACAGACAUUACUAAACAUCAAGGUUGUAAUCGGCUCGCUUUAGGACCUCGAGAAAACAAUUUUUUGGCCCUAAGAAGAGCUAGUCUUCCGCAAGAGAUUGCAUUGGAAAAUCUUUCUGAAAAUAUCUCGAUUUUAACUAGCGAGCGUGAAAACUUUUCAAUCAACAACAAUAAUAACAACAACAAUAGCACUAAUAACAGCAACAACAAUGGCAUUAGUAAACUAUUCGACAGCAGCGUUUCUGGAAUGUUUUCCCCGAGACGAGGCUCAGUACCAGCAGACAUAUCCGAGUUACGCCACGAUAUGUUCAGUAGAAAUAGCGUAAAUAGCAAAUCACGAAGCCGCAAGAAGAUUUUAAAAAGACGAAGUAGUGGGGGCCCGGAAAUGUUCACCGGGCAAUCCACCGACGGAAACGAUAAUGGCAUAUGGCUCAAGUGGAAGAGAGAAAUAGGAAAACACGAUCCUGUCCCCGAAGCGCUUGUCAAACGAAGAGGAUCUCUACCUAUAGAGAUGGUGGCUGUUUCACAUGCUGGUCGGUACAACCAUAGAUAAAGGAGGAUAUCGCGUAAUACGAACGGGUACAAAUAUGUUUUCCAAAAAUGAUCAACAUCAGCACCACAUAGGUCUAGUCUGUGGCGGCUUUAGCGUUCUGUAGAAAUAUGAGGACCGUCCAUGAUACUAGUGAACAUUGGCAACAAUUUUUCCUUGAAUUAUCAGGGGUAAUAUCAGCGACGAUUGAUGACUGAAUUUCAAGAUUGUCGAUAUCGAAGAUUUUCUUAUCGAUUGUGAGCAAGUAAACGAAUAAAUAUUGUAAUUAUAUUUUUGAUGGUUUUAAUUGUUAGAUACAUUACAAUGAUGAUAAACUAAUUUACAUUUGAAUAUUUUCAAACCUCUAGUUAAGAGGAUUUAUAUAAUUGUGACAGAAUAUUUUUUAGCAUACACUAUACAAAUCGAAAUUAAUCAGAAAUUUUACUUUUUAUUAUUAAUAGAAAAAAUACUGCAAAUUUAUCAAUAUAGUAAAAUCUCGUUUAUUUUGGUCCUCUGGCGAAAUAAAAGCAAAAAGUUCUUGAACAAUUAACAGAUACCACCUUUCCCAUGCGAGCUAUCUAAUCGCUAUGCACUUGCAACUGCGAAGGAAGUUAAUGGAAAAUUAUGAUUUGCAUGUUGUCAUGUAAUCCAUCCGACAUAAAGAAGAUGUGAUAUAAUUAUUCGCGAAAAUAUGCGCGGAGGAGUACCAAAAUUAACGGGGUCAAAUUUAAAGAGACUCUACUUUGCAGGCAACAUCAAGAUAUUGAAUCAUGUAGUCAAUAUAAAUCAGUAACAAAAAUAUCAGAAGUAUAUCUUAAUAUGUAUGUAAGACAUACUUCAGAAGUAGAUUCAGUAUUGAAAAAUAAGAAAAGAAUCUCAGAUAAACAUGUAGCCUGAUUUACUUAGUUUCCAAGUUAUAACUGUUUUUUAUAUUCAAACAGCUUAUACUUUAUUUAUAAAUGCUCAAAAUGAAUGUCUUGUAAAAUGUACCUGAUUUAAAGUCUGCAAACGUUUUAUCUAAGAUCUUAUCCAUUCGUCAAUCUUUAAGUAUUGUGUUUGGAAAUUUUUAUUAUAUACCAUAUUACUUCAAAAAUAAAAAGAAAAUUAUAGAAA
This is a messenger RNA of Cataglyphis hispanica, 5800 nucleotides long. Its product is annotated as rho GTPase-activating protein gacF-like. Lineage: Eukaryota; Metazoa; Arthropoda; Insecta; Hymenoptera; Formicidae. The transcript has 14 exons. The coding region runs from base 1064 to 4711 and encodes 1215 amino acids. Gene Ontology annotation, molecular function: 3',5'-cyclic-AMP phosphodiesterase activity. The record is from RefSeq and is a predicted model, not a curated record.